CGAGAUCUUUAUAAAGUCCUAAGCCGGAUAAACUAGUCAACACAAACUCUUUUAUUUUCGGGCAGGUAGUAGUUGGACAUGGGUUGUUUAAAGUGUUGCUGCAGAAGUGAUACAAAGGUACGCCCAUUCAAGGCGCCCAGCGAUGAUGAUCAGGAUGAAUUCUAUGGACCCUUGGAGCAGAGAGAAUGUCGUGACGUCAUCUUUCUCAUAAUCUUCGUUGCUUUCAUAUGUGGCAUUGGCGGUGUUACGUAUAUUGCUGUAAAACAAGGAAAUCCGUACCGUCUUGUGUACGGUGUUGACAGCUACGGCAAUGUUUGUAACCAGAAAAAUGAUGAAAUAGAAAACGUUGCGCUGUCUGGACAGGACAACUCGGACAAACCCAAAGUCUUCUUCUUUGAUCCGACCUAUUUUACGUCAUUGUUACCCGACAACCCGUUCCCCUCGUUCUCUGAAGAUGACACGGAGAUCAUUUGUGUGGAAAAAUGUCCGGAUAAAGAAACGGAAGUGAUUGAUUUCUACAAUAAUGAAGGCGUCAGUCUUUGCCUCUAUAACGUCACACCAUACGAGGAUGACAUCAAGAAAUGCCCUGCUACUCCGGUACAGAAGCAUAAAAGUAUCUUCAACCGUUGCAUUCCAGAACAGAUUCUCAACUCGGCAAAGGCCAUGGCAUCAUCUUUCACCUCCGUGCUCAGUAACAGCCAUAUGGGAAAUAAUUUCCCUCAGAAAGUCGUUUCGGACAUGAAGAAUACGUGGAAAGAGAUUGGCUACCUGUCAGCAAUAUCUGUGGGCGUGGCCCUGCUUGUGGUUGUCUUAAUGAGAUUUCUGGCGGCAAUUAUUGUAUGGACCCUGGUUAUAGCCGUGGUGAUGUUCUCUUUAGCGGCGUCGGCGUAUUGCUGGUAUUCCUGGUAUGGUUUGGACCAAGCUUUCAAAGACUUGCCUACCAGCGAACAGACAGACGAAGCAAAACAGACGGUCCACACAUGGCUUAUCUAUGCUGCAAUCGUUACUGCAGUCUCGAUUAUUCUGUGUUUGAUACUGCUGGUCCUUCGAAAACGUAUUGCAUUAGUUGUCCAACUGUACAAAGAAGCCGGAAAUGCAAUCGGGCGUAUGCCAUGCAUGUUGUUGUUGCCGUUUAGUACGCUGAUAUUUAUAAUUGCAUUUGUUGGUUGCCUAUGCCUGGUUGCUACCUUUAUAGAAACAUCAGGACUUCCAGAAGUGAAGAAGAAUGGACACGUAAAAUACGUGCAGGAAUCUUUCUGGGAGUAUCUACGUUGGUACAACAUAUUUGCCAUGUUAUGGAUAUCUUCAUUUGUUGUGGCCUGCCAAGAUAUGGUUAUUGCCGGGGCUGUUGCAACUUGGUAUUUUACAAAAGACAAAAAGAAACUUGGAUGCCCCAUUGCAAAAUCCAUAAAGAGACUGAUAAGGUAUCAUUUGGGCUCAAUAGCUUUCGGAUCGUUUAUCAUUGCACUUGUGAAGUUUGCGAGACUGAUCCUCGGUUACAUUCAGAAGAAGUUACAGGGUAAAGCCGGAAAGGUUGUUGAUUUCAUAUUGAAAUGCCUGCAGUUCUGUCUCUGGUGCUUUGAGAAAUUCCUGAAAUAUUUGAAUAGAAAUGCAUACAUUGAAAUAGCUAUAUAUGGAUAUAACUUCUGCAAGUCAGCUCAGAAAGCCUUCAUGAUUAUAGUAAGUAAUGCAUUACGUGUUGCUGCGAUCAACUCUAUAGGCGAUCUUGUCUUGUUUCUUGGUAAAAUAUCCACAGUCGCUGUUGUCAUGGUUAUUGGAAGAGAAUUUUUCAAGGGACGUGAUGACAUUAACUACAUGUGGGUACCAAUCUCUGUGGCUUGUGCAUUUGCUUUUGCCGUCGCCCACUGCUUUCUUCUCAUCUAUGAGAUUACCAUUGAUACAAUAUUUCUGUGUUUCUGUGAAGACUGUGAGAGGAAUGAUGGACAGGAUCGACCAUACUUUAUGAGCAAGAACUUAAUGGUGUAUCUAGACAAGGCAAACAAGGCUGAAAACAAAGCUCAGACCAAGAACACCAAAAAGAACAGAGAGACAACAAAAGUUUAGAUACAAGGAUUGAAAAUUACAUCGAACUUUAUGAGAGUUAGUUCAAGAAGUAUCAACAAAAUAAAACUUUGCCACAGAGUAUACCUGUACAUAUAUGUCCCCAUAUGAAAGAGAAAGUAUAAGAUAAAUUACAGGCUGCAGAGAGGAACAAAAUGUACAUUUCAGAAAUGGAAUAAUGGUAUUAAAGUGGAAUGUUCUGAACAUUUGUUGACAAGCUGUAAAAUUUAGGGCACCAUUAGAAUAGGUAACAGAUUUCUUUGAAGAAUAGAAUACCAACACCAUUAUUCAAAAAUAUAAAUGAGAUCCGGACAGUGCUCGGCAUAUUAACUUUAUUUUAAGGAUUAAGCGUAAGCUUUUAUUAAUCAGACAUUAAAUCUAAAGCAGAAAGAUAAUUAUUCUUAAGAGCUUGUAUGGAGCAACAAGACCAUUGAAAGGGCAAGUAACGAGAUUCCAAUACCUGUAUAUUUCUGCUCAUGCAUAUUGCUGCAUUAGUCUAGCACUAUUGUAAUAUUGACCUAGAAGUCAUCCUGUAUCCAUCAACAGCUCUUUAUAUUCUUAGUAUGAUUAUUCAUAUCAGUUUGUUAAAUCAUGUUUGACAAUUUUGUUUUUUGUUCUGAAUUUGCAUUAAAGUUUUUAUUUAUUUAUUAAUUAAAAAGGCAUUAAAUUUUGUAAACAUAAAUAACUGAUACCAUG
This is a messenger RNA of Mercenaria mercenaria, 2757 nucleotides long. Its product is annotated as choline transporter-like protein 1. The record is from RefSeq and is a predicted model, not a curated record. The transcript has 19 exons. The coding region runs from base 79 to 2064 and encodes 661 amino acids. NCBI's taxonomy places the organism in Eukaryota, Metazoa, Mollusca, Bivalvia, Venerida, Veneridae. Gene Ontology annotation, biological process: transmembrane transport. Gene Ontology annotation, molecular function: transmembrane transporter activity. Gene Ontology annotation, cellular component: membrane.